UGACUCAAAGUCCAUGGGCUGCUGCUAUCUUCUCUUCUGCAACAGACAGACACCACCCUUUCUCUACGUGUGGCUCUCCCGCUCUGUCUCCUCCACUUCUUUCAAGAUUCUGCGUCUUACCCUCCUCCUUCCCUUCCUUUUAAAAUAAAACUACACACCCGUUUUCACCCUCACUGACAUUUUAUCAUAUAAGAGUAGAAGAUUUUGAGCUUGCCUCUCAACAGCUUCAUGUAUUAUAGGUGCCCAUUUGAGCUAAUUGGUUUUGCUUUUAGCUGAAUGACCUCUCAUCAAUGCCUUUACUAGAUAUUGCUACUGCUCAGGCUUCCUUGCAAAAUCAUCUGGGCCUACUAAGGGUUCAAACCAAUGCUCAUUGCAAAGUUUUUUCAAGUCCAUUUGCCUUUGGUGAUGAUAAGAGGCUGUUAUCAUUAGGGAAAUCCAUCAAAUUCCGGAGAAAGAUAAAUGUUUUUGAGAGGAGUAAACUUCAGAUAAAAGCUGUUGCUACCGUUGAACCGAAGUCUUUGGUUCGCAAGGGAGAUGGAAAAAGGAAAACAAGUCUUGAAAAUGAACAACUUGCUGCCAAUUCGGAUACCUUGCCUGCUCAAGUUGAGUCUUCAGGCGAAGACUCGAUGGCAUUAGAUGACAAAGAAAACUUGAGACGGAAAAGGAUUUCUAAUGCAAAUAAAGGGAACACGCCAUGGAACAAAGGCAGGAAACAUAGUCCUGAAACCCUUCAGAAGAUUAGAGAAAGGACAAGGCUUGCAAUGCAGGAUCCUAAGAUCAAGAUGAAGCUAGCCAACCUUGGACACGCGCAGAGCAAAGAGACAAGGGAGAAAAUCGGGCAUGGAGUUAGGUUGGGGUGGCAAAAACGCCGUGAGAAGCAGAUGGUGCAGGAAGGUUGUUAUUUUGAAUGGCAGAAUUUAAUUGCAGAGGCUUCAAGAAGAGGCUAUACUGGUGAGGAAGAGCUGCAGUGGGAUUCCUACAAUAUCUUAAGGCAACAGCUUGAGGUUGAAUGGGUGGAGAGCGUUCAACAAAGGAAAACAUUGCCUAGGCCAAAAGGUAGCAAAAGAGCACCAAAAUCCCUUGAACAAAGAAGAAAAAUAUCAGAAGCCAUAGCUGCGAAAUGGGCUGAUCCUGAAUACCGCGAGAGAGUUUACUCUGGCCUUAGUAAAUAUCAUGGCACGCUAGCUGGAGCUGCAAGAAAGCCAAGGCGGAUGCCAAGUGGUAGUUCACAGUCUGCUAGACGGGACUCCUCAAAGAGAAGAACCAGUGAUACAGAAAAGGGGUAUACUAGAAGCCCAAUCCAGCAGUUGAGGCGAAGAAGUAGGACACCAUCAUAUAAGGAUCCUUUGGCAAGUUCGAAGUUGGAGAUGAUAAAGAACAUCAGAGCACAAAGAAUUGCCACAGAAACCAAGAAAAAUGAAGCCAUUGAACGAGCAAGGUCUUUAAUUGUGGAAGCUGAGAAGGCUGCUAACGCUCUUGAAGCUGCUGCAAUGAAGAGCCCCAUUGCCCGAGCCUCCCUAACUGAAGCCAGAAAGCUUAUUUCUGAAGCAAUUCAAUCAAUUGAAUCCCUGGAUCAAGGGAAUGGUGUAUCCAGUGAUAGCAUAUCUAAUGUGAAUGACAGAUACCCAUCUCUUGCACUAACUGAACUGGUUAGUGAGGAUGAGAAGGAAAUAAAUGCAGGCAAUGGAAGCAUGGAUCAAGUAGAGUUGAGACAAGUAAAUGGGACCAUGAUCAUGGAAACAAGUAAAGAUGAAGACCUCAAUUUCAGUAAUUUAGCCUUCCAUGAUUUACUGAAUGGUCAGGGGGAACUUCUCCCUUUAAGCUCCAGUGCAUAUAGUUUGCCUUCCUCAACCAUAGACCAUUCGAGUUCAGGAAAGCAACCUGACCAAGCGGAACCAAACGGGAGUCUCACGUCUGAAAAGAUUAAUCUACCAAAUGGAUCUAGAGUUCAGUAUGUGGAAGAGGAGACACCUUCCAAAUCAGUCGCUACUAAGAAAUGGGUUCAUGGAAGGCUUGUUGAAGGGACGGAAGGAGGUUGAGACAGUCCAUAGAAUUUCUCAAAUAUGAUACAUUUAUGUCCCUUCUCAUCUUCCCCUAUUCUUCAGCUCCUUAAUCGUCGGGAGAGGUCAACAAUCCUGCUCAACACAAAUUGGCUUCCGCAGUUUAACCGAGGGUCAUGCGUUAAUGAUUCUAUCAUCCAUCAUAUUUUGUUUAUAGCUAGCAUGUACUAUUUAGAGAUGCAAACGAUUUUUGAUUCACACUGCGCACUUGAAACAUUCUUGGUCUCUCUGUAACUGUUCCAUGUGAGAUUCAAGGUUAGAUCUUGUACUAAUAUUAAUAUAUAUGCAGAGGCGGACCAAAUUGUAUCCAA
Molecule: messenger RNA, 2371 nt
Organism: Populus trichocarpa (black cottonwood)
Lineage: Eukaryota; Viridiplantae; Streptophyta; Magnoliopsida; Malpighiales; Salicaceae
Exons: 7
Coding region: 291-2039 (582 amino acids)
Molecular function (GO): DNA binding
Source: RefSeq, a predicted model, not a curated record